Messenger RNA from Peronospora matthiolae, 573 nucleotides. The record is from the annotation of a GenBank genome assembly. NCBI's taxonomy places the organism in Eukaryota, Oomycota, Peronosporomycetes, Peronosporales, Peronosporaceae.
AUGAUUUCCUGCAAGACGAAGGAGCACAUCGCAAGUAUCAAGAACUCAUUGAUGGAAGACUUCAGCAUUAAAGAUCUUGGAGAUCUCAAGUACUGCCUCAGGAUCGAGAUUCAUCGCAAGCGCGAAGAUGGAACGAUCAAGAUGAACCAGAAGGCGUACAUCAAGCGACUUUCGGAGAAGUUUAGCGUUGAAAACUGCAAGGACGUGCACACGCCGGCGGACAGUAACUCGAAGCUGAUCAAGAUGGGUCAAGAGGAAGCGUUUGUACCAAAGUACCCAUACCGUGAGCUGGUGGGCGCUUUAAUGUGCAUCGCCACAUGUACACGACCGGACAUUGCGCAUGCGGUCGGCGAAGUUGCGAAGUUUUGCGAGCGCUACGACAAGUCGCAUUGGACAGCAGCAAAGCGGAUUCUCAAGUAUCUCAAGACGACUCAAGACUUAAGCAUCGUGUUCAGCGGCAUCAACAAGGGAGAGCUGAUCGGAUUCGCGGAUGCCAACUGGGCUGGCGACCUCGACACGCGGCGUUCGACAACAGGAUACGAUUUCUCUCUGAACGGAAGCGUGAUAUCGUAG